AUGGCUUCUCGUAUCCAGAUUCCUCUCGACGUCCUGACGUCGCGCCUGAAUAUUCAGGAUCGCUUCGCCGGAUUUCGUAACACCUCUCUCUCUAGUCGGUUCGCCAAUAUGCGUCCCGUCAGCGAGUUCCUCGACUUCAAGCGUUUGUCUAAACCGGAGAACUUCGGUGAGGUUCAGUCGCGUGUCAAUUACAACUUAGGCACCUUCUCGAGCAAUUACCUCCUGGUUAUUAUUCUCCUCAGCGUUUACGCCUUGAUUACGAACCCCCUUCUGCUCUUCGACAUUAUACUUCUAGGUGGUGGACUGUGGCUCCUUGGCCGACUUAACGGACAGGACCUCACCAUUGGUACCUUCCAAGCCACGUCCUCCCAGCUGUAUACCGGAUUGCUCGUCACCUGUGGUCUUCUAUUUCUUAUUGCGUCACCUUUCACCACUGUCCUAUGGUUGAUCGGUGCAAGCGGUCUAGGUGGUCGGCCGCGAGCUCCCAAAUCUGCGCCCCAAUGGGGAAGACCAUCGAGGCGCCCGCGAAGAGGACGGGGAGAAGAGGAGGAAGACAACAUAUGGGGUACUGGGCGCCGCGUUGUGGAAGAGUUAGGUAGCGAGAACGAUGUGGAUACACAAGGUACUGAUUUGGUAACGACUUCUGGUAAUAGGCGAUUUGCCAGUGAUCCACUUCGGUUUACUGGAAUAGAUUUGAGCAGUGGUAGCCAGCCACGGAAUGGUUAUGCUUAUCAGCAUUCGGAUGACGAAAACGACUCAACGGAAGACGACUCGGAGGUGGCAUCUGAAGAGGAGGAAGAUGAGGACGAUGAGAACCAAGCGCUUAGGAGGGAGCUUGACGAGGCUCUAGUACAAUCGGCCCUUUCAAGGAUACGGAGAGCCCAAGCCAAGGGCAAGGCGGAUGUUAAGCUGAACAAGGAGGAGCUUGCGGCUCUUGAACGAAGACGAAAACGUUUACAGGCUGAAGCAGAAGCAGCAAAACGACGCGGUGGAGGUGAUCGGAAGCGCAAGGAAAAGGAGCAGCGAUAUGCUGUUCCCCUUUCACAAUUCGAUGAUCCUCAAUCGGGUUCAGAGCAAAACCAACUUGCCCCUCCCAUGGGACGUUUCCCUCCACCUAACGCCUCACAUUCACGUCCUCGUUCGGGCGUAUCAUCUACGUCCUCUACUCGUCGUCCCCAGUCUAUAGUGCGAGACUCCCCUCCUUUCGACUAUCAAUACGUACAUGCACCCCCUAAUCAACGCCAUGCCUCGGAUCCCACAGCAAAGCCUUCGUCUUCACGCACAUCCCUUACAGAAAUCAGAGAUCCCUUCCAAUAUCAAACUGCGGGUCCACGUGCGCUGUAUGCUGAUGGAGUUGCGGCCGCCAGACUUGACGCAGCGGGCAGGACUGCUCCUGCAGAUAGGAGCAGUUCGAGGCACCCCAGAAGCAGGGAGGAGAGGAAUAGGCACGAACAGGAGGAUGAGACAACUAGUGACGAUGGAGCGAACGAUGCACGGCUUUCAAGAGAAAGGAGUCGAGACGAAAUUGUGAUGCAAACAUCCCCUUCACCCGAACGUACCAAGAGUAAAAAGUCUUCGCCGCCCAUUGCAGCUGCGAAACGGAAAGCGGUUGCCCCUAAAAAAAGGAAAGGGAAAUAA
Daldinia loculata is the source of this 1638-nucleotide messenger RNA. Its product is annotated as PRA1 family protein-domain-containing protein. The coding region runs from base 1 to 1638 and encodes 545 amino acids. The transcript has 2 exons. The record is from RefSeq and is a predicted model, not a curated record. Gene Ontology annotation, cellular component: Golgi apparatus. Lineage: Eukaryota; Fungi; Ascomycota; Sordariomycetes; Xylariales; Hypoxylaceae.